This is a messenger RNA of Notothenia coriiceps (black rockcod), 4659 nucleotides long. RefSeq names its product transmembrane protein 276b (gene tmem276b). The transcript is spliced from 4 exons. The record is from RefSeq and is a predicted model, not a curated record. Gene Ontology annotation, cellular component: membrane. Bases 339 to 1235 code for a protein of 298 amino acids. NCBI's taxonomy places the organism in Eukaryota, Metazoa, Chordata, Actinopteri, Perciformes, Nototheniidae.
CCCCAUCCCGCAGCAACCUGCAGGAGAGAGCGCGCUACUACAUUCCUGCCCUGCCUCCUCCUCAUCCUCAUCCUCCUCCUCACAGCGUUGGUCGCCAUCCAUCCCCUCUCCUCCUGUACCAUAACAGAUGGUGAGAACAACAUUGCAUCCGCCGGGUACCACAACAAUAGACCGCAGCAUCCAGUCCGGACAACGCUGGCCUUGCACCAUCAUGCUCCUAGUGCAGGACUGCGUGAGGCUGUGAGUGCCGUCGUGAUUCAUUUCACGCGGUACCAUCACCACCACGGCCACGGAGGAACCUUCUUGCGACUGUUUGGGCUCUCCAUCGAGCGGGGAAGAUGGCCGCUAUGAAAAUAUUAACAGGCACAGGGCUCUUCUUGGCUUUCUGUGCGCUCGGGCUGCUCGCCAUGGCCAUUUGCACCGAUUACUGGUACGAAACUGACGCGCGGAGACAUCGAGAGAGGUGUAAAAACUAUGCCAACAAGCGAAACGACCCGGGGUACAUCUACAUUUCCAACCACAACCUCCCCCUCCAGAUGCCUCCUAAGAGCCUGGAGAGGAAAGGUAACGGCCCAGACGCUGGAGCUCUCAUCCGGGGGAAGCGCCACUUUCUGGCCGCAGCGUCUGCCAUGGAGUUUCACUGCAGUCGGCAGUUUAACUCCACCAUCUCCGGGCUUUGGAGGAAGUGUCACCGGGAGGGAUUCGACCUGGAGACCGAGGACCUUAUUUACAAAGGAAUAAUUCAAAGAUGUACCGCAGUCAAGUAUCACUACUCUUCGUCCAUCCUACCACGAAAUGUACCCAUCAACAUCACAAAGACCAUACGACAGGAUGAGUGGCAUGCACUCCAUCUAAGAAGAAUGACGGCGGGCUUUGUGGGAAUGGCCGUGUCCAUCAUUCUCUUUGGCUGGAUCAUCGGAGUGCUGGGAUGCUGCCAGCAGCAUGACCUCAUGCAAUAUGUAGCUGGGCUACUCUUUCUCAUGGGAGGAACAUGCUGCAUCAUCUCCUUGUGCACAUGUGUGGCUGGAAUCAACUUUGAGUUAUCCCGCUACCCCCGCAACAUGUACGGCCUGCCUGAGGACAUUAGCCAUGGCUAUGGCUGGUCCAUGUUUUGUGCCUGGGGGGGUCUGGGUCUCACAUUGCUGGCUGGCUUCCUUUGCACCUUGGCCCCUUCCCUGAGCACGCCCACUCGCACAACACCCCACAAGCCGAGGCAGGAGAAUGGAACCGUGUGACAGAGGCGUCGUGCAGCGUCUGACCCACCGAACGCACAAAACCACACCCUUCCAACCUUGAUGUUAACUCUGAGACCCUUUUUGUCUGAUCACCAUCUCACACCACCCUCGACAUUGCCACCUCCUUUCAGUGUUCAGUGUGCCUGAGUUAUGACCGAAGGAGCAAACGAACAACAAACUUCACACACCUAAUCUUAAAAAUCCCAGAGGGACCUCCAGGAACACCAAGACUAACACCCACAGUAACGUAAGACUGGAGCAACGCUCUCUUAGCACACAUAAUACUUUUUUUUUGGUUCAGAUGAUUGACUUGCUGAAUUCAUGGCAAUCUAAAGGUGACUGUUUUCUCUGAAGAAUAUUUGUCUUAAAAUGGUGCUCUCUUUAAACAUAAAGCCACAAACACUCCCAUGCAACACACACACACACACACACACACACACACACACACACACACACACACACACACACACACACACACACCAACACCAGAACAUGCUUUUCCACACAUACUCAAUUACUCUGGAUGAAUCAUGGAAGAAAUCCUCCAUAUGGAAAAAAAGAAACACACAUCAGGCCUGAGCGUCUUGUCAGAAUUCCUCUUUCAGUCGAGUGAUGUGUUCUGUGUGAUUGUUCGUAAUGAAUUUUCUUUUUGCCGUUGACUGCCCAUUGCUUAUCUUUGGUGUAGCACACUAACUGAUAUCAAACAUGAGCCCCGGAGUUGACGUCUGCCACCUCUGCAGAGCACAGAAUGGAUCUAACAGCGUGUCAGUUACUUAAAAUACACUAAAGUAAAUCUUCACUGAAAAGAAAAUAAUUUGAUGCUUCUUUAAAGUGUCUAUAUGUACAAAAGCAUCUCUAUGUAGAUCCAGAUCAUUGUUUGUGUAAAGUAGAUUUUGAAUAAGAAAGGUUGUUUUCUGUUUGUUUCGAGGUGAUGGCAUACAGUGAGGAGAGGAUAAAGAGUCACAGGCUGGUGGUUUGAGGAUUAAUCCAUUAUUGGAUUCAGUAGUAUUUUGUGGUACCAAACUGACAGAUGCAACCCAUUUGUUUGCUGAUGGAGCAAAACAAGAAACCAAAGUGUAAAGGAAGUAUUUUAUUGCUCCAUUAUUUGCUUUCAAUUUUGGUCAGCCUUUAAAGGGUAAUACAAGCAAGUUAAGCCAUUUUAGAGGGGAAAAGGCAACUUCAUUGAUGUAGCUAAAAACAGAAGCACAAGCUGUGUUGCAAAUCUUCCUCUGCACUCAUAGUAACAUCACACAAUUGGUAGAGGGCCAAAGUGUCCUCAUAUAUUGGCCACAAUUUGGGUCACUACAAAAUUGAACAAGCUGAAUAUAUUGACCUUACUGCAAUGAGCACUAGAAAUGGAGGAGCUUUAUACAAAAAAAGACAUGGGCAUAAUGAAACAUGAAAUGCAAUCUAAAUUCCCAAUUUGAUUGAUGUGUGGAACACAUCUUGUAUCGUUUCUUCAGCAUUAAGUAUUUAAUGUGUACUCACUUACUAAAUUGUAAAGUGUAUAUUAUGUAUUAUGCAUACUACUUGUGAUUCAAAGGUUGGAUAAGAAAUACUUCCCAAACUAAUGUCGAAAAAGCGCAAAUAGUAAUUUAGAGAGGACUGCAGUUACGUAUGUAACUGAAAAGCUGUAUUCCAAAUACUUAAUUGGGGUGUGCUGUCACAGGGAAAGCAAGAAAAUUAAGUGUUUAUAAUGAUAUGACUCAAUUUCAAGUGUUGUGUUAAUGUACAACAUUUCGAAAACAACAAACUAACAAGUGGAAAGUGCCAUUUUCAUUAACAGGGCUGAGGUGUGGCGAACAAAUUGUGUGUGAUGAGUUCACAUCAGUAAAACACAACUAUUAAUGUAUACUAACUUACAAAAGUUUACACUUCAUAGUAUGGGGUAUGGAUGAGGCCACAGAGUAAAGAAUGUAAACUGUGUUAAAUGGAAAGGUAACAAUUCCCUCGGUGGCACUUGUUGAAGAUGAUAACUCACAGCAGACAGUUUUCUGUUAGGCAAAUAUUAUUUUUCCCCCCCAGUCAUUAGAAGUCAUUUAUUUUUCAGUUUUCAAACUCACUACAAGCUAACAAGAAUAUUACAGCCAUGUGUGAUGAUGUUUUUAUAAACUGCUGAAGAUGAGUCAUGAGAUAUUCUAUCAGCUAUUAACUUUCUUAGAAAAAAAAGGUGUUCAAAUGUGUGUUAAUAACACUGUGUGUGAUGUUCAGUCCUUUCACCAUCACCAUUAACCUCCUCACGAGGCUACCACUCUUCAGAAGUCGAGGAAAUUACCUGAGGCAUGAUUGAAAAAUGUAUCUACAGUGUCUUGUUGAAUCUUUGCACUUUGCUGGGUCUCAUAAAAGCCUGUACAACUAAAGUCUGAGCAGGUGGAGUUAUACAUUAUAUGUUUGCUAGGUCACAAACAGGAGCUAAAGAUGAUCAGAGCAUGUAAUAAGCACCCUGUUGUGUCUUUUACAAAGAGUUUGGGUUCAUACAAUGUUGUGUGUUUAGGGUCAGUUGGUCUAGGCUCUUAUUGUGAAAAUAUGUAUGCCAGAAACAAGGACAUACCAUAAAUAUAAUAAUAUUUAUAUUUGUGGACAUUACACUCGCAACUGAGUCAGUGUACUUUCUGGCAUCCUGCGACUCACAGAAUGCAAUGCUAUUUGGUGUUUUGGUUUUAUAAAGUUGUAAGUUCACACCCAAACUGAUGCGAAGUAAUAUAAGUAUUACUGUAAGCAGUAACAUGUAAUGUAUAAGUACAUGGUGCAAUUAUAAUGUGUUGUUAGGACUAAAGCACAAUUGCACACAACUCUUACUCUAACUUUUUGUGUAUUAUAGUUGGAAGUCUGACAUUUCCAGUACGGUGCCACCACUGCACAUGUGCAGGAAGAAUAUUACGAGAAAAAAAUUAAAGCAUAUGUUUACGCCCCCCAUAUCUAAAAUGGUACAAUUCAAGUAAACCAACAUCAUUUAAAUGUCUGUAUUUCAAGAAAAAAAAUUGCAAUUGAUUUGAGUUACAUUACAGAAUAACAGAAGCACACAGUAGCAAGAUUGACAUAACAUUACAAAAUGAUGUGCAUUAAAGAACAAAUGAGGUAAACACAGUGUAACAAUGUAUUUCAAAUUGUGAAAAAUGUAAAAUCCCUUUCAAGUGGCAAUUUCCGUCUGUUCUGUUUUACAUGAGGAACAUAGAAAUGUACUCUGUGCGAUGAGCGAUGCCCUGUGAAAACGCCUCCGUUCAGAGUGGCACUUGUUUCAGUAGCACAGCUAUUAUUUUCUACAAGUCAUUUAUACUGGUUCAAUCCACAGAUGUUAUGUGGGAACUAAAAAGACAUUACAGUCUUGCAUGAUCUCAUUACAGUUAGUUUCUUUCAAUAUAUUAAAACUUGUGUCCAUUUUUGAUUAAUUUAUUUUACUGAAAUAAAACAUGUAAUUACUAAA